CCUCCCAAAAAGAACAGUCUCAGAAAACAACAGAUAUAAAGAUGAGGUGCAUAACAACUGUUGCUCUUUCACUCUCUCUGUUUCUUGUGGGAUUGGUCGGACCAAUCCAAGCUCAGUUGCAAAUGAACUUCUACGCCAAUACUUGUCCUAGUGCCGAAAAGACCGUUCAAGAUUUUGUUUCAAACCACAUUUCUAAUGCCCCUUCUCUUGCCGCUGCUCUCUUGAGGAUGCAUUUCCACGACUGUUUUGUUCGGGGAUGUGAUGGAUCAGUGCUUAUAAACUUGACGUCAGACUAUCAUCCUGCCCCCAAAGACGCAGCUCCUAACCUAACGGUUAGAGGAUUUGGCUUCAUUGAGGCAAUCAAAGCUGUGCUUGAAGCUCAAUGUCCUGGAAUCGUCUCUUGCGCUGAUAUUAUCGCUCUAGCAUCUCGAGACGCCAUCGUUUUCACCGGAGGACCAAACUGGAGUGUACCGACCGGAAGAAGAGAUGGGAGGAUAUCGAACGCAUCAGAAGCAUUAGCCAACAUUCCUCCUCCGACCAGUAACUUCACCAAUCUUCAGACACUCUUUGCAAACCAAGGACUUGAUCUUAAAGACCUGGUCUUACUCUCCGGGGCUCACACUAUCGGUGUAUCUCACUGCUCAUCUUUUACAAACCGUCUCUACAAUUUUACGGGUCGUGGAGACCAAGAUCCUGCCUUAGACAGCGAAUACGCAGCCAAUCUCAAAUCUAGGAAAUGUCCUAGCCUCAACGAUAACACGACUAUCGUGGAGAUGGAUCCAGGGAGCCGUAAGACGUUUGAUCUUAGUUAUUAUCAGCUCCUUCUCAAGCGUAGAGGUCUGUUUCAAUCAGACUCUGCCCUCACCACCAACCCCACAACACUCUCAAACAUAAACCAGAUCUUGAAAGGUUCGGUGGAGGGUUUUUUCUCUGAGUUUGCCAAGUCGAUGGAGAAAAUGAGUCGGAUCAAUGUCAAGACUGGGUCAGCAGGAGUGGUUAGAAAGCAAUGUUCCGUUGCAAAUAGUUAAGGGGUACUAAUUUUGAGUAUGUGGGAGUUUGGGGGGUAUUUAUGAAAAAUAAUAAGGACGAUGAUGUGUGUAUGGAUUUCGUUAUAGACUUGGUCAAUAAAGAGAUGUUCUUUGUCUUGUA
This is a messenger RNA of Raphanus sativus (radish), 1149 nucleotides long. RefSeq names its product peroxidase 3. Bases 42 to 1028 code for a protein of 328 amino acids. Gene Ontology annotation, molecular function: peroxidase activity; heme binding. The record is from RefSeq and is a predicted model, not a curated record. The transcript is spliced from 5 exons. Gene Ontology annotation, biological process: hydrogen peroxide catabolic process; response to oxidative stress. Gene Ontology annotation, cellular component: plasmodesma; plant-type cell wall. Lineage: Eukaryota; Viridiplantae; Streptophyta; Magnoliopsida; Brassicales; Brassicaceae.